AUGAUGAUUAAAGAUAUUAAGACCAAAGCAAUCGCGAUGGAUCAACUUAUCAAAGACAUUUCAAUUAAACACCCUCUGACAGCAUCACAACUCAGCUCUCUUCGCGCUGCUGUUAUUUCCUAUACCCUGCCGGUCAACGAAUCCUCAGAAAGUACAAACGAACAAGAGGUCCAACCGCCACCGCCGCCAUCAGAACCUUCAGACAAUGCCAUGCUCGCGUCACUAUUUGGCUGGAAUCUUGUCUCACCAUCUCUUCCUGAACCACCCCGUCGUGUAUCCCUUUCUCGUGCCAAUUCAAGCGUGCCUUCUGUGCCUGCUAGCCCAGCUCUAUCACGCGCCUCCUCUGUGUCUCUUCCCCAAACACCACCACCAAAGCGCCCAAGACAAUCUAUAUCUACUGAUAUUGCUUUACGAUUACCCAUUAAUCUUAAUAAGGCGGAAAACGCACUGCUUCAGUGCGAUUUGUGUCAAAGGCGAAUUGGGCUUUGGGCCUUUUCAUUGCGGAGUACAGAGGACGACGCAAAUAUGAACAUCGGCUCGCCGUCGAGUCAGCAGGCAUCUGAUGAUGUAAACAACACACCAGGGCCAGUGUCGCGUCCCAAAAAACCGCUGCCGCGACGGUCUUUGGACUUGCUCAAAGAGCAUCGCUCAUACUGUCCUUACGUUGUUCGGUCGACUGUGGUUCCCACUUUCCCUAAUUCUCAGACCCCCUCGACGCCAGGAAAAUCUUCUGUCGCUUCAUCAAAUGGACAUGGAUCCAGCCUAUCGCUGUCCCAGUUCAAUUCGCGUAAUGGGGUGCCUGGAGCACUAGAAGGUUGGAGAGCUGUCUUGACUGUCGUUCUACGGUAUGGGAUGGUGCAAAAACAAAGGAUUGAAUAUUCUUUCCUUGCCCCGAAGGAUUCUACUGAAGAAUCUGGGGAUAAUUCGGACAAGAUGGACGUGGACAACGUUAAGGCUAUGGUCACUGGUGUGAAAACCCGGGGUGGGAAAGAUCUUCUUAAAUACGUGAAGGGACUCCUCGGGUGA
Molecule: messenger RNA, 1026 nt
Organism: Psilocybe cubensis
Lineage: Eukaryota; Fungi; Basidiomycota; Agaricomycetes; Agaricales; Agrocybaceae
Exons: 3
Coding region: 1-1026 (341 amino acids)
Cellular component (GO): nucleus
Source: RefSeq, a predicted model, not a curated record